AUGGAUUCCUUGGGUUCAAGGGUUCAAUCUCCAAGCAAUGCUCCAUAUAAUGUGCCUUGGCAGAAAUUGUGGAGGCUGAAAGCUCCAGAAAGAACAAAAAUGCUAUUAUGGAGGAUAGGAAAAAAUGCUCUCCCCACUAAAGAAAAUAUUGUGCUGAGAAUUGGUGUAGGGGAUCCUAAUUGCAUGUUAUGUGGCGAAAAUAUAGAAAAUUACUGCCAUCUAUUUUUUAAAUGCAAUGUUGCCAGGGCACUUUGGUUUGCUAGCUGUGAUGGAUUGAGAUCUGACUCCAUACCGAUCUCCACUAAUGAGGAUAUUGUCAAAUUCAUAGUUAGUCCUAACAACUUUUUGGGCGUGGAAAUAGCAAGGAAUAAAGAGGAUAAUGAACUAAACUCAUUAAGAAUGAUGAUCACAUUAGGAGACAUUUGGUUCAUGAGGAAUCAACUAUUGCACAAUGCUGGGCACAUUGACAUUUGGGAGGCCUCCCAGCUUAUAAAGAAGAGAACAUUGGAAUAUGCAAAGACCUUAUCAAAGGAAAAGACCGUAUCCAAGGACAAGAGCGUAGAUGGUUGGGAAGCUCCAGAGGAUGGGUGGAUUAAACUCAAUGUGGAUGCUGCUGUGUCUGAAAAUGCCACAGCUUUGGCGGUGGUGGCAAGAAAUAGAAAUGGAGAGGUGCUUAAAGUUUGGGCUAAAAGGCAUGAAUGGUGCUUUCCAAUGCAAGCUGAAGCUGCAGCUGUAUAUUGGGCAAUCCAGCUAGCGCAAAAAGAAAAAUGGCAGCAUAUCAUCAUCGAAGGAGAUGCUAUGUCACGCCCCAAACCCAAAAGGGUCCAAAGCUUUGGGAAAUUGCUAACUGAAUACUACAAGAUCAUUUUUAGUAAUAAUGUAACAAGAAUGAUUAAAUGA
Quercus lobata is the source of this 900-nucleotide messenger RNA. RefSeq lists its product as uncharacterized. The record is from RefSeq and is a predicted model, not a curated record. Bases 1 to 900 code for a protein of 299 amino acids. The transcript is spliced from 2 exons. Lineage: Eukaryota; Viridiplantae; Streptophyta; Magnoliopsida; Fagales; Fagaceae. Gene Ontology annotation, molecular function: nucleic acid binding; RNA-DNA hybrid ribonuclease activity.